Molecule: messenger RNA, 7841 nt
Organism: Chironomus riparius
Lineage: Eukaryota; Metazoa; Arthropoda; Insecta; Diptera; Chironomidae
Source: the annotation of a GenBank genome assembly
AUCAUUCAUAAUAGUGUUCAUAUUGUUGAAAGAUAAAUAAAUCAAAGCAUAUUUGAUAUUUGAUAAGAAAGUCACAAACAUAACAAAAAAUAUAAAAAAAGGUGAAAUAAUAAAAUAUUUUUUUUUGUGAAUUAUUGAUAAGAUAGUGUAACAUAAUAGCAGAGAAUAUUGCAGUUUAUUGUGGAAUAUAAAAAUUAGGUGAAGUGUGCGCCAAGCUGGAAUAUAAAAAAAAGAGUUUUUCUCAUUAAAAAAGGCAAGGAGUGUCAUCAUCAUCAAGAUCAUCAAAGUGAAAUAAGACGACGACGACGUGUGGUGUGAGGAGGAAUAAGCAAGAAGUUUUUCAAAUUAAUGAGGAGCAGAAACAAAUUAAUUUUCAUUUGUGGAUUUAUGUAUGCUUAGAUGCUGUUUAAAUAUUUAAAUGAUGAAGAUGUUGUAAAAGAAAUUACCAUAAAUUAAGGAUGUAAAAUGUAAAAGUGGAAGUGGCAAAAAAGUAAUUGCAACAAAAACGGAACAUAAAUGUGUGUAAAAUCUAGUCAAUAUUUUGAUAAAUAAGAGAAGUAACUGGAAGCUGAGAAGAAGUUCUCAUGAGAAUCAUGGGAAAGGACGUGACAUCAUUUGUAUAUUAUGCUGUUAUUUGGAUUAAUUUAUUUUUAUGCUCAUAUGCACAAUAUCGAUCACCGAGAAUCACAGAACAUCCGAGUGAUAUUCUAGUCGCCAAAAAUGAACCCGUUACGUUAAACUGCAAAGCAGAAGGACGACCCGAGCCAGACAUUGAGUGGUUUAAAGAUGGAGAGCCUGUGAAAAUUAGCACGAAUGAUAAUAAGUCACAUCGAGUGCUGUUACCAUCCGGUUCCUUAUUUUUUCUUCGGACUGUCCACAGUAAAAAGGAACAGGAUGGAGGUGUUUAUUGGUGUGUUGCCAAGAAUUCAGCUGGAAAGACUUCAAGUCGGAAUGCAACAUUACAAAUAGCAGUUUUACGCGAUGAUUUCCGUGUGGAGCCAAAAGAUACUCGCGUUGCGGCAGGUGAAACAGCAUUACUCGAAUGUGGUCCACCGAAAGGCAAUCCCGAGCCGAAAGUUGAAUGGAAAAAGGAUGGUGUCUGGAUUGAUUUAGAUGAUAUUCGAAGUCGUAAUAAUCGACUGCGUAUAGUCGAUGGUGGCAACUUACUGAUAAAUAAUGUGCAAACGAUCGACGAAGGAAAAUAUCUGUGCGUGGCAUCAAACAUGGUGGCUAGUAAGGAGAGCGUGUUGGCUAAAUUAACUGUCCAAGUUAAACCAUCAUUUAUCAAAGAGCCGUCGAAUGCGAGCAUCCUUGCGGGGCAGACUGUUCAGCUACAUUGUUCAGUUCAGGGCGAUCCACAACCGCAAAUUUUAUGGCGUAAGGAGAAUGGAAAUAUAGCACUAGGAAGAGCUGAAAUUCUGGAUGGAGAUAAGAGUUUGGUCAUAAAAAAUGUACUGCCGAGCGACGAGGGAACAUACAUUUGUGAAGCUCACAAUAGCGUCGGUCAAAUCAGCUCUAAAGCACAAUUGAUUGUUAAUUCACUGCCAGUUUUUGAUACAAAGCCACAAGAUGUCAAGAUUGGAAUCAAUGGAUUAGCGAAAUUUGAAUGUAUCGCAUCUGGAAAUCCACAGCCGUCAAUAUAUUGGACAAAGGAGGGCUCACAAGAGCUAAUGUUUCCAGAUAAUACUUACGGUCGUCAUCAUGUUACGUUGGAAGGAACUUUGGAAAUUAAAGCUGUAAAGAAGGAAGAUGCUGGAUAUUAUGUAUGCUCAGCAUUUAGCGUUGCUGGAUCAGGAACAACGAGAGCAUUUUUAGAAGUAAAUUCUGUUGAUGACAUACCACCACCAAUUAUAAAAAUUGGGCCAGCGAAUCAAACAUUACCGAAGGGUAGCGUUGCGACAUUAUUGUGCCGAGCUAGUGGAUCGCCUACGCCUGAUAUUAAAUGGUCUAAAGAUGGUGCUUCAUUGCACGUGAAGAAACGCUUUGAAGUCAUACAGAGUGGAACGUUGAAGAUUGACGAUCUACAUCCUGAAGAUUCCGGCAUGUACACAUGUACAGCGUCCUCAGAGGGCAGAGAGACAUCAUGGUCUGCAAUGCUUACGGUCGAGAAGAGCUCUACAAGUGCACUGCAUCGAACGCCAGACAUUAGCAUGCUACCAUCGUCACCGAGUGAGCCAAAGCUAGUGAAUGUGACGGCAAUGAGUAUAACAUUAGCAUGGAAUAAAAUGCAACCGAAGCAGAGUGGUACGACAGCAUUUAUCGGAUAUACUGUCGAGUAUUUUAGUUCCGAUUUACAAUCGGGAUGGGUAAAGACAGCAGAACGAGUGCCCAGCAAUAUUGUCACGAUUACCAAUUUGAAGCCGGCAACAUCAUAUGUGUUUAUAGUUCGUGCAGAAAACUCUUAUGGCCUUUCCGAGCCUUCCGUUAUGUCAAGUGUAAUCAAAACAUUAGGCACCGACAAGAGUGUUUUACCACCCGAUGAAUUGGCUGCUGCUCGUUCAGCACUGAGUGUAAAGGUUCUGGAAUUGACAGAUGCUCUGGCAGUUAAUUCAACGGCAGUACGUCUCGAAUGGCAUUUGUUAUUGAGUAAUACGGAAUACUACAUUGAGGGUCUCCUCGUUCGAUAUCGAGAAUUGAACAGUGGUUCUCAAAAGUAUAUCACACACAUCGUCACUGAGCCUGAUCUUGAAAUGUACGAUGUUGGCAGUCUCAGCAAGUUCACAAAGUAUGAAUUUUUCAUAUCACCAUUUUAUCGCUCAGUUGAAGGCAUGCCGAGUAAUUCCAAAAUCGUACAAACAUUGGAGGAUGUUCCCACAGCAUCUCCAUCAAACGUACAAGUGGGUAUGUUAAAUUUAACAUCGGGCGUUGUUCGUUGGAAUCCACCACCUCCUCAGGAUCACAAUGGCAUUUUACUCGGCUACAAAAUUCAAGUUAAAGCUGGAAACUCGACAAAAAUUCUCGCUCAAAUGACUUUAAAUGCAACGACAUUAUCAGUUGGAUUGCAUAAUUUGACAACAGGUGCUACAUAUAAUGUUCGUGUUGUUGCAUAUACUCGAGUUGGCGCUGGGCCAUAUUCCAAGCCGGUGUCCCUUAUCAUGGAUCCAGCACAUCUUGUUACACCACCACGAGCACAUCCGAGUGGCAUUUCAGCCUCGGGCGAACCAUAUUCAAAUGAAAGCAUCAUUAAUGAACCGUGGUUUAUGGCAGUCAUUGCAAUUGUACUUGUCAUGUUUCUUGUCUCGACUGCAUUUACUCUACGAUUCCUGUACAGAAAGAGGAAGAAUUUAUCGAAAGGACUUCAACAUUUGAGCGUUCCAAGCGUCGUUAAUGGUGGCGACGUGAUGAUGAAUAUUAAUGGCAAAGAGAGCUUAUGGAUUGAUUUUAAAUCAUCUAUAGGGCCAUUACAAAAUAAUCGUGGAUGGCGAACAGGUGAUAUGGAUAAAGAUUCCGGACUAAGUGGUAUGAAAUUACUUGAAAACUCACAAUUGGCAUCAUCGCAAGGAAAUUAUACAGACUGUGGUACUGAUUAUGCGGAAGUAGAUCCACGAAAUAUUACUUCUUUCUAUAAUUGUCGAAAAUCUCCCGACAAUCCAACGCCGUAUGCUACGACAAUGUUAAUUAAUUCAAUGGCACCGGAUAUGUGCACAAAUCCAUCACAUUCACAUUCUGAGCACGAAAUCGGAGCGGGUGGAUCAUCGGGUACGUCUAGUUUACAUUCUGAUGGUAAACAGAUGCAUUGUAUGUUUCCAAAACAUUAUAAUCCAGCGCCUACAAAUUGGAUAGACUUCCUUCCACCACCACCAAUGGGCCCACCACCAAUUCCGGAAAUGUCUUCCGAUUAUGGAUCCGAUCCUUUCACAGCAGGCAUCGUACCAAAUUGCAAGAAAUCAUCAUUAAGCUCCCGUAGCGGCUCAGGAAUGUCAUCAAGACAGCAACAGCCAAACAUGAACAUAUCACAAGGGUCUGAGUAUAACUACAAUCAUGCGACAUCAUCAAGUAAAAAUUCCUCAAAUGGUAUGCCAUAUACAACUCGACCACUUCCAUUCCUGUGUCACGAGUCGGCAAUGAAUCAACAGCAAGCUUAUAACCACAUGAUGAACAAUUCUAAUAAUCCAUGCUGUCCACCACAACAGCAAGCAUUGAUAACUGAACAUAUCUAUAAUGAAUAUGAGCCAUAUCAGCAGAGGAAAUUUAAUUCCAGAUUAUGCGAUAGCUACGAUGCAUUGCCAAAUUGCUCAAAUUCAAAGCAAACGACACCAACGACUCUACACAAUCCGACAAGUUUUGGCUCACUCAACGAUAAUUCCAUUUAUAAAUGUUCGUCCGAUUGCUACUCAAUGGAACGUCAGCCACGCCACAAUCAUCAUACACAUUCUCAUUUUAAUCAUAAUGGUAAUAAUAACAAUAACAACAAUAAGAGAAACAAAAAGACUAAACAUCAUCAUCGAGCUGGAAAUAAUAACAAUAAUAGUAAUAGUAAUCAAAAGCAUCAGCAUUCGCCACAAGAUACAAUUCCUUUUAAUCAUCAAAUUCCUGCAGCAACAACGCCAGAUCAGAAUCAUGCAAAUUACGAAUACAUAAUUGGCGAUGAGUCUCAUUGUGGCGAUGAUGAUGAGAACUCAUGUAAUUUAGGUAAAGUGACAAUUUCCGAAAAUGAGGAGACGACAGAGCAUGAUGAUGACGAUGAAAUUGGAAAUAGUUAUUCAUGUGAUGAUACAUUGACAGAUGAUGCUAUCCUAUCGGGCGUUGAUCCAGAGCAGAUAAAUAAAUCCAAUAAUCAUCAUUACAAACAUAAUAAUCAUCAUCAUUGUGAGCAAGCGAGUCGAGAUAGUGGAAGUGGAGGCGAUACAUGCUGUUCGUGCAGUGACACGUCGUGUGUUUAUGAGGAACCACCUAGUCAUCCAUCGUCAAUUCAGAUAAAUAAUAAUAAAAAUCAAGCAUUGAGGAUUGGCGAUGAACAUUAAGAAGAUGAAACUUUAUUUUGUGAUAAAUGCUGUUGUACAUGCACAAAUGUGUAUGUGUGUGUGUUGGUUAUCAACACUUCAAGCUGAAUAGAAAAAUUGAGAGGAAGGAAGGAAAUAAAAAGAAUUUUAGCACACACAUCUACACAAAUUUUUAUCAUCAUCAAGGAACAACUUUCCUCGUUCUGUGCUGUUCCACAACAUUGAAUGUCGCAAUUUCACAUCAACAAUUCGGAGCAUAGAGACAUAAAAAUAACAAGUAUAAAGACUGAAGACAAUUGUAGUCUUAAGACAAAUUGGAUAGCUUGUUAAUGGCACUUUUUUGUCUUCCUUUUUGCCUUAUUUUUUUGGGGUUGUGUGAGCUGAGUGCUUUGAGAUGAUUUUGGGUAGAUUUGAGGUGCAUGAUGUUAAUUUCUGCUGGGUAGAGGCGUGGCAAGAGGGAAUAUGACAUAAAAAACGACCAUGCGAAAAGAUCCAAAUUUUAAUUUGGUCUUAAACGACAAACAACCUUGCUACGUCUCAAAAUAACUAGUUAAUGAAUUUAAAACUUACUGUUGGUUAAAGUGUUCGCUUACUUCUAAGACACCUCUAUGAAAAUACGUACUAUAGGAUAUUUGAGGUUAGAGGUCAGGAGUGUAGUCAAUAGAAGAUAGGGACACAACAUGUUGGUACUGAUGCUAAGAUCUAGUUGUAAAAAAACUUAAAAUUAAUGUAGAAUCGGUACUAAACAUCAACCAACAUCAUCGUGGAUGUUUGAACAAUUUAAAAAAAAAUAAUUAACCAUCCAGGAAGAUCAAGGUACUCAAAAAUCUACCCAAAAAGUUUCUUUGUCUCUCAUUUCAUCUGUCAAAUAAUUUUAUUCCUCACUAAACAUGAACAUAAUUUUCGUAUUCCUUCCUACAUACUUUUGUCACAAGACAAAUCUCCUUCUCGUUCCAAGAAGGUUCCUCACCCGAUUUGCGUAUGUAUUUUUAUUUUUCAUCAUGAAACUAAAAUCAUAAAAAUGAAUCUUAUUUUCUAAUAUUAUCUAGAAUGAAAUGAAAAUCCUUGUUCAUUAUUUUCUUGUUUGUUGGAUGGAAAACAGCAGCAACACCAGCAAUAAAAAUCUCGUAUUGUAGAAGAAAUUUCUCAGGCGUGAAGUAGAAAAAAAAAGGCGAUGACGAUGAGAGUCAUAAAAAUGUGAGCUUUAUGUUGCUAAGAGAAGGAAUUUCUGUGCUGUCUGCUGCUCCAUAACAAGGAAAUAUUUCUUCUUGCUUCUUGUUCCUUUUCUUUUGUUGUCUGGUUUUCAUCAGAUUCUAAAUUAUUUAAAGUGAAAAAUGAUGAUUUUUCUGUAUUUUUUGUGUGAAGAGGUUGAUGUAGGAAGUGAUUUGAGAUAGAAUGAAGCAUGGCAAAGGUGUGUGCUCCUGUCUGGUAAAUUUUGUAGAAAAGAAAUCGAAUUGAGAUUCAAUUGUCUGCUUUGAAAAUUAUUCGAGCUGGAAAUUGCAGAAAUUGAGUGAGAAUUUUCAUGAAUUUUUUGCUUAACUUGAUUAAAUUUUGGUUUAUGCUUGUUAAGUACAGACAAUCAACUAGAUUUUAAUUAAGUGGAAUCUGGUAAGACCAUUUUGAGGUUAAAUGAAACUUUCUUAGUAUUUUAAGUGCAAAAUAAUUCUCUAUAGUCUUGAAUGAGGCUCUUUGAGGUCGACUAAGGUUUUGUUCGGUCCAUUUAAAGCUUUUUAGUGUCAAAUGAGACAAAUUAGGGUCUUGCAAGUCAAUAAAGGGUCUACAAGGACCAAAUAACAUUAUAUAAGGGUUGAAAGGGGCUCUUUUUAGUUGAUCAAGCUCGUUAACAUUUAAUAAGGCUCUUAAAGGGCUAGCAAAGCUGUAUAUAGCUAAAAUUAAUUAAGCCUCAUACCUCAAAAACAUUCAAUCACCAUUUAAGCCUCAUAUCCAUUAGAAUUAAUUUAAUCUAUCUCAAUUUACCAUCAAACCUUAAUACCUCCCAAAAUUUCCUAUUUCAAUCGACUUUUUUUACUGCCUUUUCGGCUCUACACAUCGCGUAUCUCAAAUCCUCAUUAAUUGAAUCAAGGAUUUCUCGUUUGAUCAGGUUUAUCUCAAUAAAAAAUACAUCAAAAAUCGUCAAAACGAAAUCUCAAUAUUGUCGGAAUACGAAAAUAAUUUAAUUUAAAUUUAAAACGAGAAAGCGAUGAAAGCUUUUUAAAAGUCAUAAAAUAAGGCAAACUAGGAAGGGGAAAAAUUGUAAUUAGAUUUUUUUCAUCUAAUCAAAUUUCCUAUCUAAAGCAUGUUCAAUAUUGUCGCACAAAAAAAGGAUAAAAUUUGCUCUCAAAUGUCGAAAAAUCUCAAAGAAAAAAUGUGCGAUUAAAAAAAUCAGCGCGAUGGAAAAAUAAUUUUUUUUGGAAACCUCAUUAAAAUUCAAGCCGCAGAUUUCGAAAGAAAUUGAAAAUGUAAAGAAGUAAAAAUUCCUAGUCGGCGGUGCUUUGCUGUCAACGUAGCAGAAACAACGACAGUUACGAUGAUGAAGUCAACAUUAUUUUGCUGUUGUUGUCGUUGUUGUUGCUAGGCAGCUCUAAAGAAUUUAAUAAUAGACAAAAUAAAAAAUUCAAUUACGUAAAACGACAAAAACAAUGCGAAAAAGACUCUCCAAAAAAAUCUGUUUUCGUUUUUUCUCAAAAAUGAUGGCACAAAAUAAGAUUUUUUGUAUAUAAAAUUUGUUCCAUUAUUCCUCACUGUCUUUAACCCUCCCCAAACAUGUUUUAAACUAUAAUUCUUAACUUUCUUAGUAAUAUGUAUUCGCAAAAAGAGAGAAAAAAAAUAGAAUCUGUGAUAUUUUUUAUAGUGUGAUAAAAGCUUUGUAUAGAAAAAAAAUUAAGAAAACAACUCUAA